Microtus oregoni (creeping vole) is the source of this 1785-nucleotide messenger RNA. It is a transcript of the gene Ttc33, whose product is annotated as tetratricopeptide repeat domain 33. Lineage: Eukaryota; Metazoa; Chordata; Mammalia; Rodentia; Cricetidae. The coding region runs from base 237 to 1025 and encodes 262 amino acids. The transcript has 5 exons. The record is from RefSeq and is a predicted model, not a curated record. Gene Ontology annotation, molecular function: protein binding.
AGUGACUUCUGGGAUCAGGGGGCUUGUAGAAGGUGCUGGCGGAUAAGAAAGUCCUCUUUUCUUCUAUCCGCUUUUCUGGGUUGUUCGAACGUCCCCGGACGACUUCAUGCGUAUUUAAUUGAGAAUUAAAACGCACAGGCAGGCAAGGUCUGUUAGGGGGCUGGCGGGAUCAUUUCUGCUUCCGGUGCCAAAGGGCACGUGGAAUGUAAACACGGGACCGCGGAGUGGCUUUCAGAAUGGCUUCCUUUGGGUGGAAGAGGAAGAUUGGUGAGAAGGUAUCCAAGGCCACAUCGCAGCAGUUUGAAGCUGAAGCUGCCGAUGAGAAGGAUGCGGCUGAGAACGAGGAUGGGAGCUGGGUUCAUGCCAGCAAACGGAGGAAGGAAACCCUCCAGGAAGGCUGUAAACUGAAGAGCAAGCAGCUGAAGGACGAAGGUGCUAAUCUGGCUGAAAAGAAAAGGUACCAGGAGGCAAUCCAGAAGUGGGACGAAGCACUGCAGCUGACCCCAGAUGAUGCCACCCUUUAUGAGAUGAAAUCACAGGUCCUGAUGUCCCUUCAUGAAAUGUUUCCAGCAGUACAUGCAGCCGAAAUGGCUGUCAAACGUAACCCACACUCAUGGGAGUCUUGGCAGACUUUAGGUCGUGCUCAGCUUGGAUUAGGAGAGAUAGUCCUGGCAAUUCGAAGUUUUCAAGUAGCCCUCCACAUAUAUCCAAUGAACCCAGAAAUAUGGAAGGAGGACCUUUCCUGGGCAAGAAAACUCCAGGAACAGCAGAAAGUAGCUCGGAGGAUUGAAAAAAAAGAAAUUGCACCCGAAGGAACAGACAUCUCCCCAGAGCCAAUCCCUGACUAUGACUUUGAAAGCGACGAGAUUGUUGCUGUUUGUGCAGCUGUCGCAGAGAAACAGAAGUUGGUGUCUGCAAAUAAAACCAUGGUUAUCGUGUCAGCUUCUGGAACUGUGGAGAUAGUCAAUGAGAAGGAAGAGGGCGCCUCCACCCCAGAUGGCGCUGUCUUUAUCAAAGCCCGAUGAAGCAUACGUGGUGAAAAGAUGUUUGAAUCUAGGUUUUUUUUUUGUUUGGUUUUGGUUGCUACUUAAUGCUUAGAUGACAUUCGAUAUCCACCUUGGAGGAGGAGGGCAAAACUUGAAUUUUUCAGAUGAAGCAUAUAAAAAUCAAGUAGUGGAAUUCUUUAGUGAUUGGACAAGCAAAUUAUACUUAAGGUUCACAUCUUAAGUGAAAUGUGUUUUGACUGUUGAGCAUUGAUUGGACUGUUGGGAGAGGGCAUUUGAAGAUACAAUUUGGAAAUUGUGUUCUUGAAUAGAGAUUGACUUGACAGGCAGUGUUAUUACAAUGUAGACUUGCAGACUUUUGUUCUAUGAUAAAGGAAGCGUGUGAUUUCUCUCCCUCCUAGAAAUCUGCCAUUUGUCUCUUUUCCAUUUUUCUUGCUGCACUAGUGCAAGCUUAAAUAUUUUUGACAUUCAUCUUGAUUCAAAGUUAUCAUUUGGUUGUAAUUUGAUAUAUUUGGAAGUUUGCCUAAAAAUGCAUGCAGAUGUGUGUAUCCUGAACAUUUCCUUGAAUUUUUGUUCUAAUUUGUGCUUAUGUUUUGACUUUAAAGUUAGAAGGUGGUAACUGUUUUCUUCAGUACUUGCUAACUGUGAAUACUGAUGUCAGAGUGACCUUUCACUUCAUUGUCAAGGUCAAGUCAUCUUUGUCACAAGUCAUUCAUUUGUACAGGUGAAUGGCAUUUGGAGAUUGUCAGUAAAUUCUACGCUUACAUUAUCCUGGUCAAAA